ACGUUUUGGAAGAGGGAGGAUAUUUUUUUUUCUUGCUGGUACACAUUAAAAACAGUACAGAAAAUAGAACUACUCAAUACAGAAUUGAGAUAGAUCAUUUCGAACACACGUCGAAAAGAUGUUGCAAAACUACCAACUCUGUAGAUGAGUAACUGGAGUAACUCCUCCUCUAGGGUCAUUGUAUUUUGGUAAAAGACUCAGUUGAUCAUUUUAACUGGAUUCAGCAGGAUUCCUAACUUGGCCUAAAAAUGAUUACUCUUAUCAUUGCGAGUGGGCUGCUUGCACUGGCUGCUGGGAAACCGUGUGCAUCUGAUCACAAGGCUCUUCUCCAGUCCCUCAAUCAGCAGCUGCUGCGCUCUGUGGAUACACCAGAUAACCUUCCCAAUCCCAGUGUGCACAUUGCCCUGCGGCUCUCAACACACCAUAACCUAAUUAAAGAGAGCCAACAUCUCAACCACCUCAAGACAGAGUUUCACGAUGAUAUUGAGAAAUCUCUCAGAAAUGGUAAAUUGGUGGUUGGCCGCCUUGCCCUGUACAUCUUGGCUUUGAAGUCUUCCUGUCAUGAUCUGCAGAGCUUACAUCUCAGUCAUAAUGAGAUGAAGGAGCCCCUCCUCACUCACCUUAAGAAAGAAAUGGAGGAAGAGAAACAGAACAUUGCAUUUAGUCAUCGUCCAAAGACCAACUACUACCAGUACUCUCUGGGCAUUCUGGCUCUAUGUGUGAGCGGAGUUAGAGUCAGCACACAUGUCAGCCACAAGCUCAUCCAUGCUGUGGAACACGCACAGGUAAAACAUGGAGAGUCCUUAUGUGUCGACUCGUAUGCGAUGGCAGGCAUGGCCUUGCAGUGUCUGAAAAACGAGGAAACGGCUGUGAAAGAUACUGCAGAGCUGGACAAGGCUCUUGCCUCCAUUAAGCAGAGGCUUCUUGACUCUAAGAGAGCUGAUGGUCACAUGGGCAACGAGUUCAGCACGGGAUUGGCAGCACAGGCAUUGUUGGCUAUGGGCAGUCAGAUGGAAGAAUGUGCCUCUGCUUUGGAGGCUUUAAGGGCAGAUGUUAAGAAAGGAACAUACCAUAACCCUAUGGCAGUCUCCCAAGUCCUGCCUGCCCUGAACCAACAAUCCUAUCUUAAUCUGAAGAGCAAAGAAUGCCACAAUGAGGAUGACACUCUUACUGUUGAUGCGGAUUCCACUUCGGAAGUUCUUCCAAGUCUCAGAGAAGUGUCUCUAAAGGUGGAGGUUAUUAAAUCAAAUGGUGCGUCAUCAGUAUUUUCCAUCAAUGUGCUCAGAGGCUCCUCGCUUUUUGAAGCCCUCAACCUUCUCCAAGACAAACAAACUGGUUUCACCUUUAGCACAGAGAACAGCUUGUGGGGCCCCUUCCUCAGUGUGGUCAAUGAAGAACAAGCACGUCAGACUGAUCGUAGAUACUGGCAGGUCUCCUCAGAUGGCACCUCUCUGACACAGGGUAUCAAUGACUAUAAGAUUGGCUCAGCUCAAAGCAUCACCAUUAAGAACACUGGGUACUGAGUCCACCGCUGAAUGCAAGAGAUUAAUGGGCUGAAAUGAAUAUGAAUUCUAUUGUUAUAAUUGUCUUUGAUUUGAUUUUCUUGUUAUACACUGAUUUCUGUUUGAUUGUUGCCAUUGAUUUGAUUGUUGUUUAAAGUUCAUGUUAACAAGAAUCAGAACAUAUCAAUGUAGUUUUUUUUUUUACUUAGAGAUUUAAUACUCAUAUAUAUUUUUAAAUCGAACAUGUCUUUGUAUGUGAAGCUGCAGUUGCUACCAUUUUAGAUUAACAAAUAUAAAAUAAAUAUUACAAAUAUUUUAAAAA
Pimephales promelas (fathead minnow) is the source of this 1824-nucleotide messenger RNA. It is a transcript of the gene tcn2, whose product is annotated as transcobalamin II. The record is from RefSeq and is a predicted model, not a curated record. Gene Ontology annotation, biological process: cobalamin transport. Gene Ontology annotation, molecular function: cobalamin binding. NCBI's taxonomy places the organism in Eukaryota, Metazoa, Chordata, Actinopteri, Cypriniformes, Leuciscidae.